AAAAUCACUUUGUGUAUAUUACCCUAUUGAAUGUCAUAUUUUGUAUAACAGUCGAAUUAAACAUCUUGGACUUGACACUCGUGUUUCAUUGUAUAUAUUACAGUGGCGACGAGGAUUAACAAAAAAAUAUACGCGCAAGGUGUUAUUUUGCGCGGCGUGCAGACAUUUAGUGUUGUGCGGCGUAUUUACACUUGUUUACGUUCGAUAAUGUCGGUGGGACUAAUCGGCGCCUUCGAUGUGCGGAGUGCCGCGUGGGCGUCCUACGUGGACCGGCUGGAGAUGUACUUCGUUGCCAACGGAAUCAAGGCGGAGGUGCAGCUGCCGACGUUGAUCGCAGUAAUGGGGGAGGAAGCAUAUGAACUCUUAGUGAAUUUGGCCAGCCCCAGGAAGCCUUCCGAUCUGAAGUUCAAGGAUGCGGUGGAUUUAAUGCAACAGCAUCUGGAACCGACGCCGUCCGUGCUCGCGGAACGGUACAAGUUCAGGCAGCGCAGACAAGCCACCGAGGAAAAUGUAUCUGAAUACGUGGCGGAACUUAAGAAACUGUCACGGUACUGUGCCUUCGGAAGCAACCUCAACGAAAAUCUACGCGAUCAAUUUGUGUGUGGCCUCCGCAGUGAUGUCAUACGGCAGCGCCUAUUCGCAGAGGACGACUCGUUGACCUUCACGAAAGCAGUUAAAAUAGCAAGCACGUUGGAAGCGGCAGAGCGGGAUGCGGCGGCUGUGGAGAAGCCUCUGGACGAUGGCAGUCAAGCGACGCAGGCUGUGCAUGCGUUAAGGCAUAGCGGGGUGCGUAGUGUUCUUCCUAAGGAAAUAAGAGGCAAAGGGACGCCGGGCGGCGCGCCUGGUUCGCGUGGCGGAGCGACGAGUGGACGCAGCGUUUCAGUCGGUGCGGUGAGCUGGCGCGGCGGAGCGGCCGCCGGAGAGAGAGACAUAAGCCGCUGGUGCAGGCGGAAGGGACAUUUGCGGCGCGUGUGUCCUGAGCGCGGCAGUCGUAUAUUAGAAAUUUCUAAUUAA
Messenger RNA from Papilio xuthus (Asian swallowtail), 1014 nucleotides. RefSeq lists its product as uncharacterized. NCBI's taxonomy places the organism in Eukaryota, Metazoa, Arthropoda, Insecta, Lepidoptera, Papilionidae. The transcript is spliced from 3 exons. Bases 208 to 1014 code for a protein of 268 amino acids. The record is from RefSeq and is a predicted model, not a curated record.